Molecule: messenger RNA, 8237 nt
Organism: Coregonus clupeaformis (lake whitefish)
Lineage: Eukaryota; Metazoa; Chordata; Actinopteri; Salmoniformes; Salmonidae
Product: SUN domain-containing ossification factor-like
Biological process (GO): regulation of bone remodeling; protein folding in endoplasmic reticulum
Cellular component (GO): membrane; cytoplasm
Source: RefSeq, a predicted model, not a curated record
GCGCUUACCGAAGGCGAGCAGCACAGCAACAGAAGCAACUAGCCCAGAAAAGAGGCGGCGAGGGGUCGACUGAAUGAAAAUUCAACUGGCUAGCUACAUCGAGUAUAGUUUUAGGAAAGUGCCACCCUCUCCCUAAAUAUGUAUUAUAUUUUAUAAGCAACAAACAUUACAGUUUGAUAAUAGCUCAUCUUCGUGUUUACUGUAUAGCCACGAGAGGUUAGUACAAUCCUAAAAGAGCGAGGAUGUUAGUCCCCGCGGGAAGAUAAUGAAGCGGUUGCGCGUUUUGUUGGCGUGCCUCAUCCUGUGGUGGUACCCCAGUCGUCAUGUGUGUUGUUCAGAGCACAGCUCGUCAGGUCCAGGUGUGUCUAGUGGAGACAGCAGCCUCCCAGAGUAUCACCAUGAGCAGUACCACACGACUGACCACAAGGUGGAGGAGGAGUCGGGGACACGCACACACUCCUCCUACGACGUGGGACUGGAGACAAAGAGGGCUGCACUAGAGGAACCCAACACACACAACACUGAACAGACUGUGAAUCAGGAGGAGCCUGUAGUGGUGGAGCUCUGGUCUGCCCCAGAACCACACCCUGAUCCUGAAUCCCCCACUGCUGCUGAGCCACACUCACACAACACACACCCUCACACCCACACCCACACAGACCCAGAGCCCAAUACACAACCCCCUCCCCUCCAGGACCAGGCACCUCCACCCUCCUCCUCCUCCUCCUCCACCCCACCGCCCAGCGAUGACCCAACCCAGGGACAAGCCUCCACAGACCCCCCAGCCCCAGUCGAGACCCCCAGGGAUGCCCCGGCAGACCCCAGCCCAGCCCCCACUACAGAAGACCUCCAACACACACCUACCUCUACCUCUCACAUCCCUGCUCCAGACCCAGCCAGUUCAAUAGAGGUUGCCAGAUCUGAUCCCGCAGUAGAGGAACCCCCUGUAGAGGUUGCCAGUGCUGAAGCCGAUCCCUCUUUAGAGGUUGCCAGUGCUGGAUCUAAUUCCUCUCUAGAGGGCAAUGUUUUUGCUGAUCUCUCUGGCUCUCAGUGUGGGAUGAUUCCCCACAACCUGGCAACCCAAACCCCUCCUUUUGGCAGCCCGCCCACGAGUGGUGAUGGUGACUCUGUAGAGAGCCAGUCAGAACAGGGUCAGGUUGCUCCAGGUUCUGAUGCUGAUGUCCAGAUGUCUCUCAGCCCAGAAGACCCAGACCAGGGUCUACCAGAGCUGGACCAGGGGGGAAACACCUCCCACAGGCACCAAGACACAGACCAAGACCAGCAGGCCGUGGAUGAGGCAGUGGAUGAGGCAGUGGAUGAGGCAGUGGAUGAGGCAGUGGAUGCCAGUGAUGCCAGCAGUAGGGAGACGGACCCGUCAGUGCCCAGUAAGGAGGACAUCCCAACCUUCGACGAGUGGAAGAAACAAGUCAUGGAGGUGGAGAAGGAGAAGACGCUGUCCCUCCAUACCUCCUCCAGUGGAAGCCCCCCUGUGAAGAAGGUGCAGAAGAACUUUAAAAACAACUAUGCUUCUGUGGAGUGUGGAGCUAAGAUACUGUCAGCUAACACCGAGGCCAAGAGUACCUCAGCUAUCCUCAUGGAGAAUAUGGACCUGUACAUGCUGAACCCCUGCAGCAACAAGAUUUGGUUUGUAAUAGAGCUGUGUGAGCCCAUCCAGGUGAAACAGUUGGACAUCGCUAACUUUGAACUCUUCUCCUCCACGCCGAAAGACUUCCUGGUCUCCAUCAGCGACAGGUAUCCCACCAACAAGUGGGUGAAGUUGGGAACGUUCCACGCCCGUGAUGAGCGCACCGUCCAGAGCUUCCCAUUGGACGAACAGCUCUAUGCCAAAUACGUCAAGAUGUUCAUCAAGUACAUAAAGGUGGAGCUCAUCUCCCACUUUGGAUCAGAGCACUUCUGUCCCCUCAGCCUCAUCAGGGUGUUUGGUACCAGUAUGGUGGAGGAAUAUGAAGAGAUCGCAGAUUCCCAGUACCCCUCAGAGAGGCUAGAAUACCUUGAUGAGGACUAUGACUACCCACCUGGCUACCUCCACUCUGAGGACAAGGGUUCUAAAAAUCUGCUGGGCUCUGCCACAAAUGCCAUUCUCAACAUGGUCAACAACAUAGCAGCCAACGUUCUGGGAGGCAAGCCUGAGGAAGGAGGAGCACAGAUGGAACCCAAUGCAUCAUCAGAAGCCCAGAAUGAAACCGAGGGGAAUAAGGAGGUGCUGCUCACCCCAACCCCUACCACCACCACCCCUCCUCCAGCUGUGGAGCCAGUGGAGCCAGACCACCCCGCUCCCCAGGAGGACCCUGAGCUCGCCCUCUCCUCCCUGGACUCCCCCCUAUCUCCCCCCUCCCCGGAGGAUGGACAGAUCGUGACUCUGGUGGUGGAGGAGGAGGAGCCUCCACAGUCCACUGUCACUCUGAUGGAGGAAGAGGGGGAUGAUAAUGAGGAGGAGAAGAGAGAGGAACAGUGGAUGAGGGAGAGGGAGAGCCAGCUGUACUGUCCUCUCUCCUCUGUCUCUUCCCUCUCUUCUAUCUCCUGUGUGGCCACGCUGCCAGAGCUGCUACGGCGCUGGUGUAAUGCUCGCCUCGCCAGAGAGAGACGGCGCAGUCUCAUCAAGAGGAAGCAAGACAAAUACACACACACCCCCAUAGACACUCCCUUACACACACACACCCCCAUAGACACUCCCUUACAUACACACACACCCAUACAGGACCCUGUCCCCGCCCCCACACACACCCAGGAAGCCCUAACACACACAGAGCCGGUCCCUGAUCCUGAGACUGCCCCCCAGGCCCAAAACGAGGGGCUACCACCUACAGACUCACACGAUCACACAGACACACACCCUGUGGACCCCUUCAUUGUGCUGGAGCCUAGCCGGACCUCUACCCUGCCCCCCCACAGCUUCUCUCACACCUCCCUCUCCAAACCCACCCCUACCCAGGACGAAGCUCCCCAGUCCCCCAGCCAAAACGACCCUGUCCCCCCUCCAGCCCUGCAGGGAGCCCCUGUCCCAGAGACCCAGCAGGCCAGCACCCCCACCCCUACCCCCAGCCCCACUACCCCCCUCCACCCCCCAACCUCUGAGACAGCCUCCAUGGACCUCCCUCCACACUCCCUGAAGGAACAGCCAGUCCAGCUCCUCCCCACUGCCUCCAGACCUGCAGACAUCCCCCCUCCCACCGAACUCCCUGUGCCCCUCCAGCCCGACACACACACAGAGCCACACACACCCAGGGCUGGGACAGAAGGUGGAGACCUCCAGGGCCAGGGGGAGCAGGGCGACUCCUCUCCCCAGCCAGCAGAACACCUACGUGGGGAAGAGUCCGUGGAGGACCUGCUACUUAGCGUCCCGGUGACUGCUAACGGACAUUUACACCGGACAGCUACGGACUUCUACGCUGAGCUGCAGAGCGCGGGGGAGUACGUUGGAGGGAAUGGGAAUGGAGGGAUGAACGGAGGAGUGAACGUGCACGGCUCCAGUCAGAAAGAGAGUGUGUUCAUGAGGUUGAACAACAGGAUCAAAGCCCUGGAGAUGAACAUGUCCCUCAGCAGUAGAUACCUGGAGGAACUCAGCCAGAGGUACCGUAAGCAGAUGGAGGAGAUGCAGAGAGCCUUCAACAAGACCAUCAUCAAGCUACAGAACACCUCCCGCAUUGCUGAAGAACAGGACCAGAGGCAGACCGAGUCAAUCCAGAUGUUACAGGGCCAACUGGAGAACGUCACCAAGCUGAUGAUCAACCUCACCAUGACUGUCUCACAGUUACAGAAAGAGGUGUCUGACAGACAGAGUUACCUGGUGGUGUCUCUGGUCCUGUGUCUCUGUCUGGGCCUGGUGUUCUGCCUGCAGUGCUGCCGGAGCGCCAACACACACACCGCAGUCAACCACUACCACAGCCCCAAGAGGUGUUUCUCCUCCUAUGAUGAUAUGAGUCUGAAGCGGAGGAUAUCGUGUCCUCUCGUACGCUCCAAGUCCUUCACGUUUCCUACUUCAGAAGUAGGCCCCGACGACCUUUACAUUGUUGAACCUUUAAGGUUCUCACCAGAGAAAAAGAAGAAACGAUGUAAACUGAAGGCAGCAUUAUCAGCUCCCUCUUCCCCGGUGGCUAACGGGGCACUCGAAUGCAAUGGCCUCCCCCACUCCGUGACUCCCCCUCCUCCUCCUCCCCCUCCAACUUUAGAAGACAUCUCCUGUAAGGAGCUCCGCUUCCCCUCAGAGAGCAGCAGCUGUAGCUCCUCCACACACUCUGAGGAGUCCUACAUCAGGCGAGGCCCCCCUCUCCUCCCCCCCGAGCAUGUGUAACGGCAUGCUGCCCUCCCCAUCCCGCUCUGCCUCCCCUCCCUCCCUCCCUCUAAGAAGAGAUCAGCGAAGCGUCAGCGGUCUCGUCAAUUGGAGCUGCAGUUAUCCUCCAGACAGACAGGGGGGGCUGUGAACUCUCUGCCCAGCCUGCAGCAGCUGAUCAAGGGAAACAAGGAGAUCAGCGUGGGGACAAUAGGCGCCACGGCCGUCACAGGACAUGUCUGAUCACAAACACACACUUCAGACGGACUCUUAUAUACACACACACACCCUGGUAGUAGACUUGGUUAGGGAGGUAUGAAGGGAUGUUGUCUCGCCCCAAAAUGGCCACAUCUCUGAACCACAUCUCCCAUGAGCACCCGGGCCCACAGUGGAACCCGGAAACCAUGACAUUAGUCGCCCAUCAACAGCCACCCUCCCCACCAAUCAGAGACCUCAUAACGGUCAUGUGCCUUUACUGUCCAUUCGAAAGCUUUCACCGAUGGAAAAAAAUAAUAAUAAACUCAAAGGAUUGUUAUUUUUCUUUUCGGAGAGCAAAACUGUAAUGCUGGGGAGUGUUAUAGGUAAACAGAGACAUUCAAACAUAGGUGAGCUGUUUCUACUGGACAAGCACAUUUCUCCAUAAGACCUAGGCAUCAGGGGCUUGUACUACAGCCCUGUUCCCAGAGAGGAGAAGGGCUGGCUGGGUAGAGCUCCUACCUGAGUCCCCUGCCUCUCCUAGGGCCUGUGAAAGUAGAGUAUGACGCUAUAAGGAUGAAAUGUGUCGCAGUGAGAGAAUUGUGCAGCAGGACUAGUUACUUCUCUAACCCAUCCCUCCCUCCUUCUUUCUCUUGUCCUCCAUUUCCACAUUCUGUUCAUUCUCUGUGUAUUGUUCAGAGCUAGCUAACACUACUGCAGUUGUUGUUCAUAUGGGACCAGGGUGUUAACCCUUCACACACCACAGGCCCUCUGUCUCCCUCUCUCAGGCAGUCUAACCUAACACAACACAACCAGCAGAGCUGAAUGAAGAUACACACCCUGUGUGUGUGUGUGUGUGUGUGUGUGUGUGUGUGUGUGUGUGUGUUUUCAUGUCUCUGUCUCUAGCGGCUAGCCCAUGUUUAUCCAGCUGUGAUACUAAGGAAGAAGCUCUAACUAUUUAACUAGUUUACAUAGCAGCUUGUCUCUCCAGGAAGACCUCUGAAGGUAGUAUGGGCUGGGCCCGAACUACACACACAACCACACACACACACACUCUUUCUCUCACACACUCACACUCACACACACAGCCAGUUAAGAGAAAAAGGAUCUUGUACUGUUAAAAUACUGAAAAUGAGGAUAAAGUAUAUUCAAGAAUCAGUAAUUUGGGUAGAUUUUCAACAUCUCUGCAUACAUUUUAAAGAUCACAUAUAACUGGCAUUCUUGGGCCAUUCUAUUGUGUUCUCCAGACCCCCUCAAACAUUUUAAGCCAUCAUUAGGCUUUAUGUACCUAUUAUUUAUGGAGAUAUGGCCAUGUGACUCCUGUCCAAAAUGGCCCCAUGGAGCUGGUUGGUGGCCAUUUUGGAAAUGGCUGCCAGGGUGGUAAUGUAAAACAUCUGUGAUGGCACUAUAGCUAUAAAAAAAAAUACUACUUAGGACUUGUCCUAGCUGUGUGUGAAAUUUGGUGACUUUAUCACAAAGUCCACAAUGCCCCUCAACUUUGAGGCUUAGCUGCUGGACUUUUUAUAGGCUGGUUGUUUUUGCACAUUGUGACAUUGUGGCAGGUAGUCUCUGCACCCAGAACCCAGUCAGUUAGUUGGGUUGUGUUUUUAUAUUGAGCUGUAUAUGAGCCAGCUGAGAACUAAAUGUUGUGUGAUAUUCUGGUUGUUGUUAGGAACAGUUCAGUCUGAAGAUGUCACAGUGUGUUAGAGCCCACACCCUCACUAUGUGGGUAGAAGUUGCCUUUAGUUACUGAUCUAAGGUCAUAUUUCCCUCCCCCAAUUCCUAAUGUUCACCAUUUGAAUCAACAAUGCAAUAUACUGACCUUGGAACAGAGCCGAUUCCCUGCGGUCCUGUCGAGGGUGCUGUGAGGCCAGUUUUAUUUAUCUAUUUAUUUAUGUCCUGGCCUCACAGCAACCCCCACAUACUGUAGCCCAGGGGGGCACACACACACACACACACACACACACACACACACACACACACACACACACACACACACGGUACAGACAAUAAUAAUGGUUGCAAUUAAAACACAUACACACAAAGGGACAUGUACAUCAGAAGAGGCUGGUGGGGGGAGCUAUAGGAAGACUGUAAAAGGAUUGUAAUGGCUGGAAUAAAAUUAAUGGAACGGUAUCAAACACAUCAAACAAAUAAACCACGUUUGACUCCAUUCCAAUAAUUCCAUUCCAGCCAUUACAAAGAGCCCGUCCUCCUAUAGCUCCUCCCACCAGCCUCUGAUGUACAUAUGUUGUACAUACAUACCAUGGUACUGUCACAUACUGUAAUUUUCACUGGCUGCCCGACACACUAGUUAACAUGUUGGCUCAGGUGUUCACCUCUUUUGUGACCAAUAUUUGUUUUUACAAAUAUAUAGGGACAACAAGGUGUCCACCUUUUUUAUGUUUCUGUCAUUUUAGAGAUAGCUAGGUCAUCUGGUGUUUGCAGAGUAACCUCCACUGUCACACACACACACACACCCCUCUCUUAACUAGACCUCUAUCAGGGUACAGAGGGCUGUAACUAUAACAGCCCCAGUAAUAACUGUUGCUGGGUCGUAUGAGACUGAAUAAUAUUCAAUAUGAACCAGCCACACCUCACAAGUCAGAGGGUGUUGGUCUGCUUCCUUUGUUGUUCAGAGUCCUUUGGGAAGAUGAAGUUAAAAGAGAAUAAAUGUUUGAAGUCAUUGUUUGUGUGUAUGUAUGUGUCUAUAUGUCUGUGCAUGGAUAUGAUUGGCACGGCUUAGGGCAAAAUGUGAAAAAUCACAUGUCUGUACUAUAUGUGUAGGAGGCCUGUGUAUAGUGUGUCUGUGGGUGUGAUCUGAUGGCCUCUGAGUUGGGUUGGUUGUUGACUGACUGAAAAAGAAUCACUAAUACCAUAAACCAUAUAAACACUACACACUCCCUCUACAGACCCGCCUCCCAGGUCCCCUACUCCACCCUCUCCACACCCUGACCUCUAACCCCUACACAGGUCAGGGUCCAGACAGUGUGACGAGCUCUUUUAAUGCACCUGUUUUAAUUUAACCACUUCUCUUCCCGUUACCAUGAACAGCACCUUUAACUGGCCACCUCUGCUUUCCUUACUAGCUGUCCAUCCAUUCAUUCAUUAGUUGUUCAUAAAAAAAAAUCAUUUUUGUCAUUUAGCAGACGCUCUUAUCCAGAGCGACUUACAGUUAGUGAGUGCAUACAUUUUUCAUACUGUACAUUCACCCCACCUUGUAGGCAUGUAGUGGUUUUCAGAGGAUUCUGACAAACUUAUUAAUUGAAUAAAGGGAAUGUUGGGAAAGGGUUUGGAACACAGCGUUUUAUCUGAACCAGUGUUCCAUACCCAGCGAAUCAUGACCCUCUUCUUUGUUUUGCUUCCUUUUUUUAAUGUGUAUGGUAUUAUAAUUGUAUGUGUGUAUGCAUGCGAGAGUGUUUGUGUGUUCUCUUGAUGUGUGAGUGAGAGACGCAGCGAAGCCCUAAUUUAACACAGUGACUAGAGAGAUUGGUCCUCGGUGACCCCCAAGGCUCAGUGUGCACUUUGUUUUUAUUACAACCUUCAUGCCUUUUGUUUUUCUACACUAAACCCUGUCUGUCAAGUGCUUUCUGGCCAUGCCUCCCUCUCUAUUUCUUUCUUUCUCUCUCACUGUGAGCACUCUGAGGAAGAGCUGCACAGUAUUGUGGAACAGGAGCGAGAGUGUAACUACAAAUAUGUAGUGCCAUUAGAAACUGUGAAUUUCUAAAUAAAUUUUUGUUGUUGUCUUUCA